Molecule: messenger RNA, 1585 nt
Organism: Quercus lobata
Lineage: Eukaryota; Viridiplantae; Streptophyta; Magnoliopsida; Fagales; Fagaceae
Exons: 7
Coding region: 141-1385 (414 amino acids)
Molecular function (GO): nucleic acid binding; zinc ion binding
Source: RefSeq, a predicted model, not a curated record
AAACAACUUUAUUUAUGUACUUAUUUUGUUUUGAUGUAGGAUUUUCCACUUUCCAGCUCUACUUGCUUUCUCUUUCCUCUCAUCUUCACUUCUUGGAGAUUCAGGUUGAGGAAAACCAAACAGAUUGAUUCAUUUUCAAGAUGAGUCUAUUGGGUAUUCUCAAUUUUGCACUCAAAUCCCUUGAUGUCCUUACAUUAUGGUCUUUCUUUGCUUUGGGGUAUCCUCUUUAUGCUUCCAUCCGGGCAAUUGAGAACAAUUCAAGUUCGGACACUCAAAAGUUGGUCACAUAUUGGAUUGCCUUCUCUUUGAUUUCACUCUUUGAGAAUGCUUUCUUGAUGCUUCUGGAAAGGUUAUGGUUUUGGCCUCACAUGAAGCUAAUGAUCAUCUGCUGGUUGGUUGUACCUCACUUCAAUGGUGCUUUUUAUGUCUAUAAUCACCUUGUUCGUCCAUGCCUCUCCAUAAACCCAUUAGUAGUCAUUGAUGAAUUCAAUAGGUGGAAGGUAUUCUUACUUAAGAGAGACCACUUUCUAUCUGAGGCAGAGAGAUACAUAAAUGAGAACGGACCUGAAGCUCUAGAGGAGCUCAUUGCCACCAAGAUUAAAAGUAAAAAGCCUAAUCAAGACAUGGACAAGAUCAAAGCAAUUGCAGUUAUGGAGAAGAAAGAAGUGGAGUCAAAUUGCAAAGAGCCUAACACUGAGCAGAAAGACAAUAGAGUUGUGGAAGUAACAGAGAAAAAGGAAGUGCCUGCAGCCAAAUGUGUAGUUUCAGCAGAGCCUAACUCUGAUCAAACUGAGAACAAAAUAUCAGCCAGUAAGGAGAUUAAAGGACCAGCAGAGGCAGUUGCAGCGGCUAGAGAGCUUCCUGAUUCACCCAUACCGAAGGAAGUCCAAAAGGAGUGGACUUGUGAUAUAUGUCAACUAACUACUCAAAGUGAGAAAAACUUAAAUUCACACCUUCAAGGAAAGAAACACAAGGCUGCUUAUGAGGCAUUCAUAGCAAAGAACCAGCCAAAUAUGGUCCCAGCAUCAACUGCAAAGAAAACCGAGCAGCCAGUUGAGGUGCCAGAAAAGAUUAUAUCGACCAGUGGAGUACAGAUAUCUACUACAAAUCAUGAAGAAAAACAGAAAUGCCAGCCAAAGAGUGUUUUGGCUUCAACUGCAAAGAAAUCUGAUCAGCUCACAAAAGAGGAGCCAGAAAGAGUUUCAAACAGUGGACCAGAACAGAAGAAAGAAGUUGUUAGUGUGAAAGAAUCCACUUUCAGGUGCAACAUUUGUAAUAUAAGCUGCACUGGAGAAAACAACUUGGUUUCUCACUUUAAUGGGAGGAAGCACUUGGCUCAGAUUCAGUUACUCAGUGAACAAUUUUUUGGUGGUGGACAUGUCUGAACAAUUUUUGUUGUUCAUUUCACCGACACAGAAACCAUUGUGCUUGUUAUGAACUUGAAGAUGUUAGCUUAAAAUGAGUGUGUUUGAUUUACUCUUAAACUUUAGCUGAUUGCAUUCACUGAAGUUGAAAUGUAGAACCCAACACCAAUACUGGAUUGUGAAAUUCAAUGCAAUAGAAUUUUCUUGUGAUUUAUCUACAA